This is a messenger RNA of Octodon degus (degu), 2505 nucleotides long. RefSeq names its product coatomer protein complex subunit beta 1 (gene Copb1). The record is from RefSeq and is a predicted model, not a curated record. Gene Ontology annotation, molecular function: structural molecule activity. NCBI's taxonomy places the organism in Eukaryota, Metazoa, Chordata, Mammalia, Rodentia, Octodontidae. The coding region runs from base 199 to 2505 and encodes 768 amino acids. Gene Ontology annotation, biological process: intracellular protein transport; intra-Golgi vesicle-mediated transport; endoplasmic reticulum to Golgi vesicle-mediated transport. Gene Ontology annotation, cellular component: COPI vesicle coat; cytoplasm. The transcript is spliced from 18 exons.
CUGGCUGCGGCUCGGGCUCCGGUUGUCUCCGCACCCCCUUCCACGUCAGCCAAGGAGUCGGGAUCGGUCGCCGCUCCAGCUGGUAGGAGCCGCGGUAGACUGGUCUUGGGGUUUCCCCAGCCGCUGCCCGCGAAGCCAGAUUUUCGGUCGUCUGUCAUCCUAAAUCCUGUAUCAGGGGAUCGAUUAUAACCAGAAACCAUGACGGCUGCUGAGAACGUGUGCUAUACAUUAAUUAACGUGCCAAUGGAUUCAGAACCACCUUCGGAAAUUAGCUUAAAAAAUGACCUAGAAAAAGGAGAUGUGAAAUCAAAGACUGAAGCUUUAAAGAAAGUAAUCAUUAUGAUCCUGAACGGUGAGAAGCUUCCAGGACUCCUGAUGACCAUCAUUCGUUUUGUGCUACCUCUUCAGGAUCAUACCAUCAAAAAACUGCUCCUGGUAUUUUGGGAAAUUGUUCCUAAAACAACUCCAGAUGGGAGACUUUUACAUGAAAUGAUUCUUGUGUGUGAUGCGUACAGAAAGGAUCUUCAGCAUCCUAAUGAAUUUAUUCGAGGAUCUACUCUUCGUUUUCUUUGCAAAUUGAAAGAAGCAGAAUUGCUAGAACCUUUAAUGCCAGCUAUCCGUGCUUGCUUGGAGCAUCGCCACAGCUAUGUUAGAAGGAAUGCUGUUCUAGCCAUCUAUACUAUCUAUAGAAAUUUUGAACAUCUUAUCCCUGAUGCUCCUGAGCUAAUACAUGAUUUUCUGGUGAAUGAGAAGGAUGCAAGUUGCAAAAGGAAUGCAUUUAUGAUGCUAAUUCAUGCAGAUCAGGAUCGUGCUUUGGAUUACCUGAGUACUUGUAUUGAUCAAGUUCAAACUUUUGGAGACAUUCUGCAAUUGGUUAUUGUGGAACUAAUUUAUAAGGUCUGCCAUGCUAAUCCUUCAGAAAGGGCUCGUUUCAUUCGUUGCAUCUAUAACUUACUACAGUCAUCUAGCCCAGCUGUAAAGUACGAGGCUGCUGGGACAUUAGUAACACUGUCAAGUGCACCAACUGCAAUCAAGGCUGCUGCUCAGUGUUAUAUUGAUUUAAUCAUAAAAGAAAGUGACAAUAAUGUAAAGCUCAUAGUUCUGGAUCGAUUGGUAGAAUUGAAAGAGCACCCUGCUCAUGAACGAGUCCUCCAGGAUCUGGUAAUGGACAUCCUAAGAGUACUGAGCACACCAGACUUAGAAGUACGCAAGAAAACUCUGCAGUUAGCUCUGGAUCUUGUCUCUUCUAGGAAUGUUGAAGAGCUAGUUAUUGUCUUGAAGAAGGAAGUGAUUAAAACGAAUAAUGUUUCUGAGCAUGAAGACACUGACAAAUACAGACAACUUCUUGUACGAACAUUGCAUUCCUGUUCUGUUCGGUUUCCAGAUAUGGCUGGAAAUGUUAUUCCUGUGCUAAUGGAAUUUCUCAGCGACAGUAAUGAAGCAGCAGCUGCUGACGUCCUGGAGUUUGUUCGUGAAGCCAUUCAGCGCUUUGAUAACCUGAGAAUGCUGAUUGUUGAGAAGAUGCUUGAAGUCUUUCAUGCUAUUAAAUCUGUCAAGAUCUAUCGAGGAGCAUUAUGGAUCCUGGGAGAAUACUGUAGUACCAAGGAAGACAUUCAGAGUGUGAUGACUGAGGUCCGCAGGUCUCUUGGUGAGAUCCCAAUUGUUGAGUCAGAAAUAAAGAAAGAAGCUGGUGAAAUAAAACCUGAAGAGGAAAUAACUGUGGGGCCAGUUCAGAAAUUGGUUACUGAAAUGGGUACCUAUGCAACUCAGAGUGCCCUCAGCAGUUCUAGACCCACCAAGAAAGAGGAAGACAGACCUCCCCUAAGAGGAUUUCUGCUGGAUGGGGAUUUUUUUGUUGCUGCCUCUCUUGCCACAACUCUCACCAAGAUUGCAUUGCGCUAUGUAGCUUUGGUUCAGGAGAAAAAGAAGCAAAAUGUCACCCAGUUGACAGGUUUCUCAGAUCCUGUAUAUGCAGAAGCUUAUGUUCAUGUCAACCAGUAUGACAUUGUCCUGGAUGUGCUUGUCGUGAACCAAACCAGUGAUACUCUGCAGAACUGCACAUUGGAGUUAGCUACUCUAGGAGAUCUGAAACUUGUGGAAAAGCCUUCUCCUUUGACUCUUGCACCUCAUGAUUUUGCAAAUAUUAAAGCUAAUGUCAAAGUAGCAUCAACAGAAAAUGGAAUAAUUUUUGGUAAUAUAGUUUAUGAUGUUUCUGGAGCAGCAAGUGACAGAAAUUGUGUGGUCCUCAGUGAUAUCCACAUUGACAUCAUGGACUAUAUCCAGCCUGCAACCUGCACUGAUGCUGAAUUCCGUCAGAUGUGGGCUGAAUUUGAAUGGGAAAACAAAGUGACAGUUAACACCAAUAUGGUUGAUUUAAAUGACUACUUACAGCACAUAUUAAAGUCAACCAACAUGAAGUGCCUCACUCCAGAGAAGGUAAAAUUUGACAGGGAAAUUCUUAAAUCUAAGAAAAGUACAGAAGAAUUCUGGCUUUAUUUUUUCUAG